UAUCAUGACGUCAUGUCUUGCCACCCAGAAAACUUUCAGUGGGAGCACUGGAGUUUUGAAAAUGUUGCUACCAUACUUGCUCGCCGGUUCCCUGAUAGCUUUGUUUGGGUUGUAAAGUGUUCUCGAAUGCACCUGCACAAAUUCAGUUGUUACGACAAUUUUGUGGUGAGCAACAUGUUUGGAGCACCAGAGCACAGCACUGACUUUGGAGCUUUCAAGCAUCUCCAUGCAUUGCUAGUUAAUGCAUUCAGACUCUCUCAGAAUAUUCUGCUGUCCCAGAAAAGCGUGCAUGGUGUCAGCAAGGAUGCAAAAAUAGCUGCUUGUAAAUCACAGCCACAGUCUGUUCCAACAACAAAUGGCUGCUCAUCCACAGAGAGAGAGAGAGAUUGUGAAUGCUCUAAUAAUUCAGCUAUGAACUUCAUUAUACCAUCUGCUGUAGGUGCAGUGUCAUUUACUUUGAUUGGCUUCAGUAAAGGUUGUGUGGUUUUGAACCAGCUGCUUUAUGAGCUGAAGGAAGCUAAAAAAGACAAGAAUACAGAUACCUUCUUAAAAAACAUAAAAGCAAUUUACUGGCUGGAUGGUGGUCACUCGGGAGGAAGCAAUACUUGGGUCACUUACCCUGAAGUGCUGAAAGAACUUGCUCAGACAGGGAUUGAAGUUCACGCUCAUGUUACACCAUACCAAGUGUUUGACACAAUGAGGUCAUGGAUUGGGAGAGAGCAUGAGAAAUUUGUACAGAUACUUGAAGAAUUUGGUGUGGAAAUAAAUGAUCAAUUACAUUUUGCUGAUGACGUUGCCUCCUUAGAAAACCAUUUCAGAGUUCAUGAAGUAUUUUGAGACUGUAUGUAUCUGAAUAGUGUAUUCAUUGUAAAAGCACUUUUAACACUGUAAAUGCUGUCAUCUAGAUUUACAACUUUGAGUAGGCGCUUUCUGAAGAGAAUACUAAAUCACUCCUGUGUUGCUGAUAGAUACUAUAUAUAUGUUUCAGUAGCUUAAAAAGGAAAACUGGGACCCCAUACCUACAACAGAUAUUGUCAUUUGAUUUCUGGAAAAAAGUGUUGUGAAGAACUAUCCUAUACAUG
Molecule: messenger RNA, 1082 nt
Organism: Tauraco erythrolophus (red-crested turaco)
Lineage: Eukaryota; Metazoa; Chordata; Aves; Musophagiformes; Musophagidae
Source: RefSeq, a predicted model, not a curated record